AUGGCGACUCGCUCGCCGUUCGCCUUCUCAUGCGGCCAGGAGAAUCAGUACGGCCUUCGACUGGCGGAUCUGGUGAACACUUGGAACGAGGACCGAUUCACGCUUUUCGAAGCGCGAAAGGACCUGGACACCCGGAAGAUGCUCCGGGAAGAGCUGGCCGCCACACGCCCGGACACUCCCAGGCACAGUGCAGGCACAUCUGCACGUGGCGAGCUUCGCGAUGAGUCGCUGAGCACCUUGCAGAUCUUGCAGUCGAUUCUCUUGGAGUUUCGGGCCCUCACGCCCUUGCCGCACUGCGAUCACUGUGGCGCCUUGGGUCGUGUGGCCAUCAAUCAGGAGGAUCUCACUGAGCUGGUCAGGGGUCAUUUGUUGAUGGACCGCUCCAACUCGCGGAGUAACACCAGCCCAAUGGAGACCAGUCUGCCUGAACCGCGGUCAGAGACCAAGGCUUUGCAGCCGCUGCUGACCGAGCUCACCACAGCCUUUGGGGAGAUGCAGCAAGCGUUGAAAGGGAGCGCCGCGUUGGUGGAGGAGGUCCGCCGCGCCCGCGCCGAGCCACCUCCGCGGUCUGCGCCCGCGGCGCCGCCCGCGGCGGCGCCCGCGCCGGCAGAGAGCGCGGAGACCGGGGCGACGAGGCUAUUCCCAGAGCUUGAUGCAGAGUUGGUCUUGCAGGACUUGCGACAGAUCAAGGACUUAGUGGCACAGAAUAGCACGGUGGCCCUGACAGCUGAAGUUCAGGCCCUGAAGGAGGCGCUGAAUGAGGUGCAGCAGAAGUCCGAAAAGGACUCCCAGACCUUGUUGCGGAACAUGGAGCGCCUCUCAGACGUCAUCUCCGCCGAGCGGAUGGCCGCUGCACGGGAGGCGGCGGAGAGCAUGCCGGCGACCCAGCAGAAUCAGAAAGCGAUUCUGAACACCUUGCAGCAAGUCAGUGAGCUGAUCAGCGUGGACCACACCGCACAGGUGCAGGAGGCGCACUCCAUGCGGCAAUCGGUGACCUCUUUGGACUUGGAGCUCAAGAGACUCCAGGACUCCGUGCGGAGCUCGCUGGAGAAGUCCAAUGAGGAGCUCCUGGUGAAGAUGAAGGACCUGGAAGAGUCCUUGACCGUGAAACAUCAAGAAGCCGAGCAAAAGUCUGCGGAACGCUUAGACCUUCAUCACCAGAAGGUGGAACACAUCCAUGAAAAGGCUGACCGACACUCCUCUGCCGUUGAUGAGCUCAAGCAGGAGGUGUCACAAGUGAAAGACCAGCUGGUGGAUUGCAAUGAGAAGCUGCAGAAGGCGCCAAAGCAGGCGCAGCUGACAGAAGCAGUGCGACGGACCUUUGAGCAGAUGUCCACGAAGUUUCAUCAGGAAUGCGAGAAGCUCUACAUGCGACCCAGUUUCCAGGUGAGCUUUCCAGAAGCCUUGAGCCAGGAUGUCAAGGACAUCAAAGAUGGAAUCGAGCUGGAAAGGGCUCAGCAUACUGAACAAGUGGCCAAGUCCCAGGCCGAUCUGGGCCGCCUGGAGCAGGAGCUGCGACGCACAGAGCAGGGCGUGGCGGGCCUGGACAGCACGGUGAAGAGCUCGGUGGUCUCGGAACUUCAGCACCUGCAAGACAUCUUCGCCAUGCUGGAAGGGAACUUCUUGAUGGCCCUCCGAAAGCAGCUGGACAAAGCAACAGCGGCUUUCAGCAGCACGCAAGCUCAGUUUCGAUCUUCUUUGAAGCACGACUUAGAGCACACUUUGAAGGACUCAAAGGUGGUGUCGGCUCACGGAGAAGUGAGCGGGAAGCCAUCCCAGCCAGGGUUCUUGCAUGGCCCACGGGUGAUCGAGUUGGCCUUCAUGAUGUUGACUCUACUGGAGUUGGCGAUGCACAUGACCAACGCCUUUCUAGAGCUGAAGAACUCUGAGCGCUUCCUCCUUGCCUUGGCGGCCGUGCUAGGGCCCUGUUUGUUGAACUCGGUGGUGAUCCUGCUCUUUGUGAACUUCUUGGUCCAUGAGCUUGGGAGGUGGAUGAAUGCGAACUGGAGCCAUGCUCAAAGGCUUUUAGCCUUCUCAAUCUUGAGGCCCGACUGGCUGCGCUUCUUCGCGCUCUACGCACCCAGCCUGCGCAGCACCUGCGGACCCUGGGAGCGGCGCUACUGGGAGGAGGUGCUGCAAGCACGGACCACCGAAGUGGAGCAGGAGUGUGAUGAGUUGAGACUGGCACUUCAGAACGCCCGUAAGGCGCGAAGCAAAGUGCUCAUCACGGAGGAGGAGGAGGUCCUUCCCGACGAGGAGGAGAGACCCGAGGUGCCGCUGCACCGGGAGGAAGCGCUCCAUGGAGCUGCUCCGGAAGAAGGAACGGAAGGCGACGCUGUGGUCCCCGUGGACGUGGGCGCGGGUCCUGUCGCGCUGGACGGGCACACCGACGUGGCGGUGGACGUGGUGCCGGGUGGCGCGGAGGAGGCGCCACAGGCAGUGAUCGAUGCUGUGCAGCAAAUCAUGAGGCGGCCCUGCGACAGCGGACUCAGCGGAGCCAGCCCGAGAGGACCCAAGCCGGUGCUCCGCAGCCGCGAAUGGGAGAAUUGGCUCCGGACGCAUUCAACCAUCGGCCGGACGGAAGUCGGCGAGGAUCACCGGGACGGAGACGGCAAGCUCUUUGAGCCUUCAGGUCGCUGCCCGCAGGUCUAUGGAGUGGUACCCGAUCCACCCAGUCAAGGGGAGCCCACGCGAUCGGUCUUGAAGCCCGGACAACUGCGGCACAGCUGCCUCCUCUGUGGCAUGUCACCUGGUCGGUUGGAGAAGAAGGAGGUUUGGCAGUACAAGAGAGUGAUUUGUCUUGCCACCUUGAUCUCAGCGCUCUACAACGAUCUUCCCAAGGUGCUCUUGUGCAUCUGGCUGCUGCCCACCAAUGAGAGCCUGGAAAGCUGGUUCUUGCGCAUCGCCAUCGUGGCCAUCAACGGCCUGUACGUCCUUUGGGCGUUACUGCUGAGCUUCUGGACCUUCUUCGAACCGAUGCCCGAGGGCCAUGCCUUAGUCCAGAUCAGCUUGAAAGAUGCAGCUGUGGAGGUCUGGGAGGAAUCGGUGGAAGUGCGAUGGUCCUAUCCCCGGAAAAAACAAACCGCACCGGUGCCGGACGAGUUCAUUUGUGCGGUGCAGCCUUUGGGCGAGCCGCAGCCGAGCCUUGUGAGGCGUGUCCGUCACGAUGGCUCAGACCUCUCCUGCACCUUUGGAGCAUUACAGCCGGACUAUCCCUACUCUGUGCUGCUGGCGCCAGCGCAUCGUGGGGUGCUCUUAGGAAGGCCGCUGCGCAUCGCAUGCCGCACGCUACCACGGGCCCUGCCCCUGGAGCCGGAAAGCCUGUGCUUAAGGAGAUGUGGACCAAGCUGGGCGGAAAUCUCCUGGACAGGCGCACAGGGCACGGCGGCUGCACCUCCUAUGGAUCUCCUUUUGGAGCUCAGUGGUGAUGGAUUGACGCGCAGCGAAUUGGCGCCAGGGCCGGUGCAUCGUCUUUGGGGUUUGAAGCCCCAGACCGAGUACCAAGUGGGACUGAAGCUUCCGCACGAUCCACGUGAGCCUGCCUUGAGGUUAUCCUUCGUCACCGCCUUGGAGGAAGAUGAAGCGGUUUCUGGCGUGAUGACCUCGCUCACGACGCUGCGGAAGGAUCUGGCAGAGAUCAAACGGACCGUCUGCUCGCUGGACGCCAACGCGGCGAACGCGGAGGUGGUGCGGCAGCUGGGCACGUUGCAGGAGCGCUGGGCUGGGUUGCAGGUCUCCUGCUUGACUGGAGAAGUCCAGAAACUUGUGGAGUCCAACGAGGAGUUGAAGAAGGACCUGUCAGAGCAGUUGAAGCCUGUGCUGGCCGAGCUGCGGGGCGUUCAAGAUGCGAAGCUUGGAGAUGGAUGGAGAUUGGGGAGGACUCGGAGACGAAAAACGGCGCGCCGCUUCCGCGCGCCGCCGCUUCCGCGCGCCACGCGUCUUCCGCGGGCGGUGGCCACCGAUGCGGGUGAAGGUAGCUUGGCAAUUCCCACAUUGGAAGCUGAAGCAGCCCAGAAGUUUCUGGCGUUUGAAUUCCAUCAGUGGGGGCACACAUCUUCCUUUGACGAGGAUGAGUUGCCCGAUGGUGACACCCUACGGAUCCUGGUGCUGACGGACACCCAUGUGAACCGAGAGGAACAUCUUUCUGUGCCCUGCAACAGCAUCGACGUCUACACCCCGAAACAUCGUGGAAAACACGGGGAUUUCCCUGAAAAUAGGCCGGUUUGGGACACCAAAAAGACACCUGACUCACAGGUGGGCUUCAACGAGAAGGACAAGGUUCGCAGCAAAGAUUCCAUCAACACGUUGGAGGACCGGUCUCCAACGGUUGCGACGGAGAGUUGGAGCUUUGAGCGUCCUCGCACGGCGCGAGCGGCGCGCGCGCGCGGCGCGGGCGACGCCGGUUGGCUCCCCCAAAUCGGUCGUUCUGCGCGCGCGGGGCAAACCACGCGGGCGCGAAGGGGCUGCCUCUAUCGGACCAUGGACCUGAUUCGGCAGUACACCAUGGGCUCUGGAGAGGCUGGACCGUUGGUGCUUCGGGGCGAUUACUUUGGCAGAGGUCGCCUUCGAGGCCCACCCAGACGCGACGAGAUGCGACCGACGAUGUGUUGGGCGCGAACAGUGGUGAGCGACCAGGCCUGCUUCGCCCGGGGCAGGGUGAACUACGAGGAUCCGAAUCUCAACGUGGAAUGCCCUUUGUGGUCGCCGGGCUUUGCAAUUACUUUGGCCGCCAUGAAGACUUGGAGGGUGGUGCAGUGGUGCCGACGUGGAGCAGUUGAGAACAUGGAAGCGCAGAUCGUCUGCAGCGACAUCACCACUUGUGGUCUACAUCUCAUAGACAUCGUGAUUCGGCCACUUCUGCUGACCAAGGGUCGGUCACAAGUGGCCAUCUACGGCCUGGGGAACAUCCGGGACGAGCGACUCCAUCGGGCCUUCCAGGCCCGCAAGGUCCGCUUCGAGGCGGAAGCGGAAACGGACACCACCACGGGAAGAAACCGGGAAACCAAGACUCCGGUGGACCCUGACAAGUGGUUCCACGUGAUGAUCCUCCACCAGAACAGGCAUAAAGGGAGCAAGAGCGGCAUUCCCAGCAAAUCGUCGGAGCGCCCGGAGCAGCCGUCAUCCGCCGCGAAGAAGGAGACGUUUGGGAGACAUAUUGAUGUGCUGGUCUUCAACUUCCCAAGAGGACAAGAGGUCAUCUGGGGCCAUGAGCAUGACUGCCAGGUCAAGCCGCAGGCGAUUCCGCGUUCCGCGACCUCGGCGGUGGUGGUGACCUUGGCGUUGGAGGUGGCCACCUCCCUCACGCCCGGGGAAGCUGGGCUGAAGCAUGCUGGGGGCCGUGACGACGUGUUCGCCUGCUGUGGAGUGCCGGUGUGGACGAUGGACCGUUGGUGGGUUUUCCAGGGCAUAGGCCCAAGGCGGUCCUCAGAGUGGCAUGGCAUCCCUGCCAGCGUGCUCGUCUUGGAAACACCACCGCAGCCGCUACGCAGUGAGAUGAAGCACAGCUACCUUGAGAAUCGUAUGAAGCUACCAGAUGUCUUGAAUAUUGAACUGCAUCGGACGCUGGCACUGGUCUUGGGUUGUUUGUUCUCCUGUGGAGUGUUCCUUUGGUAUGACAGGUAUGGAGCCCGCUCGGGCCCCAAAGAACAAAUUCACAGUAGCUCGCAGUUCGAUGUGGCGUUCAAAGCGAUCAUGGACGCGCAGGUGUCCGUCUCGCUCCAUCAGGCGAAGCCACCGCCCACACCCAGUAAGGCACCAGAGGUGCCCAGUCCUGCGGUGAGCUUCCAGCAAUGGCCGAGCCUCGAGUCCUGCGAGGAGUAUGUUGAGUCAUUGAGAGGGAAAUUUGCAAGAUAUGUGAUCCGCAAUCAAGUGCUUGAAAUAUGGCGACUCUUCGGGAAGGGUGAAGCUUCAGAGAUGGAAGGGCUGAGCGACUCUUAUUCCAAAAAGUACUUGGGAGAGAGGGCCUAUCUAGCAGCGGCGGGUGUGGUCGAUGAGGAGGAUUGUGAUGGCUGGCGCUUGUUUGGUGAAACUCAGCUCAUCAAGUCUGGGGGUCCAGAGCAUUGUUUGCCCAUCAAUUUCCGGGGUGUUUGCUCUAACAUGGCCCAAGCUCGCUCCCAGAUCAAGGCCUUUGAAAGUUGCCCCAUGAAUUCUCAUCAGGGCGCCUACAAAACUGGCGCCCAGGACAUGACCUGGUGCAAGCGAGCCUUUGCGAGCCGAGAAGGCACUGAAGAACCCGACGGAGUCAGCAACGACUAUGGAGUGUCUUGGCCUGGAGAUUGGUGGAGACUGGUCUUUCUGGAUGAGUGUGCGGUGAAUGGCAGCAGCUGCCAAGGGGUCAAUGGCCAUUGCUAUGAGGUGCCAUACCAGGCGUUCCGGAUCUGCUUGGGCGGCGCUCUGGACGGACGGCAGACGCGGGAUGGGCGGCAGUUCGAAUCCUUGGUGAUGCAUCUGAAGUCUCGGCAUCGCCUCUCCGUGCAUUUGAAGAUCGACACCGAAGGCGACCGGGUCGGGGCCGGUGUCCGCUUGGCCGUGGCGGUGCCUCAGGGGAACAUCGACGGUGUUCAGGAAGAAGGUCCACAUCCAAGAUUUUCUUCCGGAAUCCCCCGCCCAUCGGACCCCGCCUCCUUUCUUCUUCCUGUUCCGCGGACCGAUCUCGCAGGCAGCGAGUGGGAAGAGCUGGAAUGGCUCGUACAGUCCCCGGAGGCGAUGGAUAAGAUCCGCACCUUUGACAUGGAGGUUCACAUCGGUUGGCUCUCGGCGUCAGCCUCGAAGGAACGGAGGCACCUCACGCCCAAGGAACGAAUUGCCCGCGACAUCAGUACCUUGGAGGCCUUGGGCCGCUUCUUCCGCGUCACAGGCUCUUCCAUGGAGGUCUUGGCAGAGGAGUGGGUCCGCCGCGAGGAUGGUGGGCGUUGCCGGCCUAAGAGCUGCCAGGAGCCCGAGGCACAUACUGCUAGUGGCUUUCCGGUGAUCCAGUUCGCGAUCAGCUUUGUGCACCCUGAGAUGCUGAAGACAGGGCCAAAGCCAGCGCCUGUGUGGCCAGCGUUACCAGCUGCGAGCCCACAGGAAGCACAACAGAUCUCAUGGCCCUGUGUGAGGGCUCACAAGACCCGCUCUAGACCCGGAUUGCCCUGCUUGCCAAGCUUGCGGCCUUGGCCCUACGCCACCUCCUCCCGCGCCCGCGAUGCAACACGUGUGGCGCUGGGGGAGCGUGUCGUGAAGGCUCUACGAGGAGCCAUGGAGGAGGACUGCAGAUUAGAGAUGGACGCCAUGACCUGGUGCUCAAAGGCUUCAGAUCUCGAGCCUCAGAAGCACCACCAGGGCCUCUCUGUGGGCACGCAGGCUGCGCAGGCUUCUGCGCAAGAUGCACAGCACGCGGCAUGGUGGGCGAAGAUGCAGGCUUUGAAGGUGGCGACAUUCCAUGUGGAAAGUCUGGAACAGCUACAGCAGAAGCUGCAAGAGCAGGAGCCAGCCUCCGUGUUCCUGCUGCUGGACGGAGCGAAGGCCUGGGAGAUUCUGGAGUGGCUCCUGAGCAACGAGAUCAUCAAAAUCCGCACCUUGGAACUCCACAUCAGCUUUGGGAGCAGUCCUGGCGCAGUGGAGCGACAGAUUGGUUUUCUGGAGGCCUUGGCCGAGCAAAUGAGGUGCACAGGCUCCACACUGGAAUCCUUUGCAGAGCAUUGGGCGGAGACGAAAGGAAAGACGUGCUCGGAGCAGUGCGAAGCACCAGAGAUCCACAGCUCGGGUGGGAUCCCCAUGACCAGUGUCAUCUCCGUCAGCUAUGUUCAUCGAGACGUUCUGGGUCUAUGAGAAAACGUGAGGAGGACGCACCGCUUCGGUCUUCGACCUGUUGGGACGCGGCAGACCGUAGCAGCAUGGCAGUGAGGCGACGUCGACACAGAAAGAGAGGUGGCUUCGGUGGCUUCACCGGCAUCUUCCACCGUCGUCCCCUGCGGGCAGACGACGCUGUGGAGCUGCCGGAGAUGGAGCACCGCCGAGAUCGAGAUCUGCUAUACGCGCGCGGAUCAAAG
Durusdinium trenchii is the source of this 8030-nucleotide messenger RNA. Lineage: Eukaryota; Dinophyceae; Suessiales; Symbiodiniaceae. The record is from the annotation of a GenBank genome assembly.